AUGGCGCUAAACAUCAUCAAAACCACCCGAGUCAGCCCCGCAACAAACUCAUCCCCUGACUCAACCAACUCGCUAAUCCUCCCACUAACCUUCUUCGACUUGCGUUGGAUAAGAUCACACCCCACACAGCAAGUCCUCUUCUACAAACUCUCACACUCAGAAUCUUCUCGGGAGCAUUUCCACACAUCAAUCCUUCCCAAACUCUCCCUCUCACUCUCCCUCGUCCUACGUCACUACCUCCCUCUCGCAGGCCACCUCACCUGGUGGACCCCACACGAUCCCAAACCCCGCAUAACCGUCUCCAACGACAGCACCGUCUCGCUUACCAUCGCAGAGAGCGAAGCAGAUUUCUCCAUCGUCUCAGGGAAAGGAUUACGUCUCUAG
Messenger RNA from Eruca vesicaria subsp. sativa (arugula), 384 nucleotides. The record is from the annotation of a GenBank genome assembly. Lineage: Eukaryota; Viridiplantae; Streptophyta; Magnoliopsida; Brassicales; Brassicaceae.